This is a messenger RNA of Phaeoacremonium minimum UCRPA7, 2193 nucleotides long. Its product is annotated as putative eukaryotic ribosome biogenesis protein 1 protein. Gene Ontology annotation, biological process: ribosome biogenesis; maturation of LSU-rRNA from tricistronic rRNA transcript (SSU-rRNA, 5.8S rRNA, LSU-rRNA). The transcript is spliced from 3 exons. NCBI's taxonomy places the organism in Eukaryota, Fungi, Ascomycota, Sordariomycetes, Togniniales, Togniniaceae. Gene Ontology annotation, molecular function: ribonucleoprotein complex binding; protein binding. The record is from RefSeq and is a predicted model, not a curated record. Bases 1 to 2193 code for a protein of 730 amino acids. Gene Ontology annotation, cellular component: PeBoW complex; preribosome, large subunit precursor.
AUGCCGGAAAGAAAGCGGAAAGCGUCUUCAGAGGAGGAUGUCGAAGUGUCCGACGACGAGAUCAUAGAUGGUCUUCUCGAUGGCGCGCUGUCGCAAAGUGAAAGCGAAGACGACUCUGACGCUGCAAGCAGCGACGAAGAGGAGGUGGGGUUUGACAGCGAGGACGAAGAGGAAGGCGAGAACGGCCUAGAUGAUGACGAGGCCUUGCACAGCGACGACAUCCCUUCAGAUGACGAGACCGACCCUGCAAAGGUGAAGCCGCUGGCGCCAGGCCAAUUGCCAGGACUCGACCCUCCUCAAGUAGAGGCGGAAGAAAUCGAGGGUCCCAACUACCGAGUCGUCACGGAUGCCAAUGGAGGUGUAAGAUACGAAUAUGACGAGAUUGAUCCUGUCUACGACUCCGACGAUAGCGAUGCGCAAGGACCAGCGAACACUAUCGGCGACAUCCCACUCUCAUUCUACGAUUCCUACCCUCACAUUGGAUAUGAUAUCAAUGGAAAGAAGAUCAUGCGGCCGGCUACUGGAGAGGCAUUAGAUGCUCUACUGGACAGCAUCGAGGUGCCUAAGGGCUGGACAGGUCUGACAGACCCCGCCACAGGCAAGCCUCUGAAUCUCAGUCAAGAUGAGCUAGAGCUCCUGCGUCGUGUUCAGAUGAACGAGGUUCCAGAGGAAGGCUAUGACCCCUAUCCGGAUACUGUGGAGUGGUUUACUAGUUUUGAAGAGAAGAUGCCUCUGAGCGCAGCCCCAGAGCCAAAGCGGCGGUUCCUACCAUCUAAGCACGAGCAGAAGCGCAUCAUGAAGCUUGUCCGGGCAAUAAGAGAAGGCAGGAUAUUACCGUAUAAGCCCCCUGAGGAGCGCGAGAAGGAGGAGGAAGAGAAAGAAGAGGUUCACUAUGAUAUAUGGCAAGAUGAGCAGCCUCGAGAGCCACAUGUCAUGCAUAUCCCUGCUCCGAAACUGUCUGCUCCCGGUUACGAUCUAAGCUACAACCCACCUCCGGAGUAUCUCCCCACAAAGGAGGAGAGGGACGCUUGGGAGAGCACAGACCCCGAAGAACGCGAAAAGGAGUACUUGCCAAAGCAAUUCGACUCGCUACGCAAAGUCCCUGGCUACGAUAUGUUUGUCAAGGAGCGUUUUGAGAGAUGUUUGGAUCUCUAUUUGGCACCUCGGGUGAGGAAGAAUAGGCUUAACAUCGACCCGAGCUCUCUGCUUCCCAAGCUACCAAAGCCUGAAGAGCUCAAGCCUUUCCCGACCGUGUGCCAGACGAUAUUCAGGGGACACGAGGGUCGUGUGCGGACGUUGGCCAUCGAUCCUACUGGCAGCUGGUUGGCAACAGGUGGUGAUGAUGGCACAGUCAGAGUCUGGGAGCUGCUGACUGGCCGUCAGGUGUGGAGUGUCAAGCUCAACAGCGAAGAGGCUGUUGAUGUGGUCAGGUGGCGGCCAACGAAGGACUCAUUUAUUGUUGCAGCAGCUGCAGCCGAGGAAGUCUAUCUAAUUGUUCCUCCUGUGGUGGAUCCCGAGCUGGAGCGAGUCAGCAGGGAGGUUGUUGACGCAGGUUUCGGUUAUGCCGCGAGCGGUAAGGCACAAUCAACAACCGUCGAAAACAAGGAACCUGCGGCAAAGUGGACAAGACCAGGUUCCCGACUAGAAGAUGAGGGUGUCUUGCUCAAGAUCACUGUUCGGUCACCAGUGAAGGUCAUCUCAUGGCACAGGAGAGGUGACCACUUCUGCACAGUCUCGCCUACAGGGCAAAGAAGCGCUGUCGCAAUUCAUACGCUCUCGAAACAUCUAUCUCAGAUCCCAUUCCGGAAGCUGUCUGGCCUCGCUCAGACAGCGCACUUCCACCCUUCAAGGCCGCUGUUCUUUGUUGCUACGCAGCGCACGAUCCGUUGCUAUGAUUUGCAGAAGCUCGAGCUGGUGAAGGUUAUACAACCAGGUGCCAAGGCCAUCCGUGCUGUCAAGUACCACAAGGGUGGACUGCCGCUCUUUGCAGAUGCCAGUGACGAUGGCUCGCUACAGAUCUUCCAUGGCAAGGUCGUCAGUGACUUGAUGGAGAACCCAACCAUUGUGCCUGUGAAAAUGCUCAAGGGUCACAAGGUUGUCAACCACCUUGGCGUCAUGGAUGUCGACUGGCAUCCCCGGGAAGCCUGGUGCGUAUCAGCCGGAAGCGAUGGCACCUGCCGGCUUUGGAUGUGA